UCUGUCUACCCUUCUCCAGUGCUGUAUUCCAAUGUAGACAACUGUCGGCUGGAGAAGUGGGAGCAUUCUACUAUAUAACAGACCCCGAUGCGCUGAGCUCUUCAUCAGGAUUGCUAAAGUGGAUGCGCUCGUUAUCUGGAUUGUUUUAAUCGUACCUCAGAUUGGACCAGCUGAUUCACAAUGAAGGAGCGAAGAAUCCCACAGCCUGUGGUGGUGAGGUGUAAGAUUGUUUUGGUGGGAGACGUCCAAUGCGGAAAAACAGCAAUGCUCCAAGUCCUGGCAAAAGAUUGCUAUCCAGAGACAUAUGUCCCGACAGUAUUCGAGAACUACACUGCUGGCCUGGAAAUGGAAGGGCAACGCAUUGAGCUCAGUCUGUGGGACACGUCGGGAUCUCCGUAUUAUGACAACGUCAGGCCUCUGUGCUACAGCGACUCUGAUGCCGUCCUGCUGUGUUUCGAUAUCAGCCGCCCCGACAUAGUGGACAGUGCACUGAAAAAGUGGAAGACCGAGAUCCUGGAUUUCUGCCCAAACACACGCAUCCUCCUAGUAGGCUGCAAGACCGACCGCCGCACAGACGUCUGCGCUCUGAUGGAGCUUUCAAAUCAGAGGCAAACACCCAUCUCACAUGAACAGGUCUAUAUUUACUAUAUUUGUGUUCUUUAGCCACGUAUGGAGAGUGUAUGUAGUAUAUAUCAGUGGUGGUUGCUGC
Messenger RNA from Alosa sapidissima (American shad), 709 nucleotides. RefSeq names its product rho-related GTP-binding protein Rho6-like. The transcript has 4 exons. Gene Ontology annotation, biological process: small GTPase-mediated signal transduction. The record is from RefSeq and is a predicted model, not a curated record. Lineage: Eukaryota; Metazoa; Chordata; Actinopteri; Clupeiformes; Clupeidae. The coding region runs from base 181 to 663 and encodes 160 amino acids. Gene Ontology annotation, molecular function: GTPase activity; GTP binding.